This is a messenger RNA of Hippocampus zosterae (dwarf seahorse), 2747 nucleotides long. RefSeq names its product molybdenum cofactor sulfurase (gene mocos). Lineage: Eukaryota; Metazoa; Chordata; Actinopteri; Syngnathiformes; Syngnathidae. Gene Ontology annotation, molecular function: molybdenum cofactor sulfurtransferase activity; pyridoxal phosphate binding; molybdenum ion binding. Gene Ontology annotation, biological process: Mo-molybdopterin cofactor biosynthetic process. Bases 119 to 2680 code for a protein of 853 amino acids. The record is from RefSeq and is a predicted model, not a curated record. The transcript is spliced from 15 exons.
ACUGAGCACGUGGUCAGCGGACUUUGAGCGUGGAAAUCAAUCAAUAACUGCAUUCAUUCGAGCAGCUGUGAGGGUUUAUCUGUGUCGAACGCGGACACUUGGUAUCGCAAGACGCUCGAUGGACUUCCACAAACUUAACUCUUUUGAAACCUUUAAGGAGGUGUGGAGUUGUUAUGGCUACGGAGAAAACCUGGAGGACAUGCUUGAGAGGGAGUUCACGCGGAUGAAAGGCACUGUAUAUUUGGAUCAUGCAGCAAAUACUUUGUACCCGGAAUCACUGGUCAGGAGCUACAGCCUUGAUAUUUCAAGGAAUGUGUAUGGAAACCCUCACAGCCACAACCCCAGCAGCAGAUUGACACAUGAGACCAUGGAGAGGGUCAGAUACAGGAUAUUGCAGCAUUUCAACACUACCCCAGAGGAGUAUUCAGUGAUUUUCACUUCUGGCUGUACGGCCGCUAUCAAAUUAGCGGCAGAGGUCUUCCCCUGGAGGUCGCAAACAGAAAGCGAGGCGGGGAGUCACUUCUGCUACCUCACUGACAACCACACAUCUGUUGUUGGCAUAAGGGGACUAACAUCUAACCGGGGAGUAGUUACCCUGCCCGUCUCCCCUCAGGAAGUGGAAAAUAGGGCAAAAGAUAAGAUUCUGGGUGAAGUUGAGGUUUGUCAGACCCCACAUCUCUUCUGCUACCCGGCACAGAGCAACUACUCAGGGACGAAGUAUCCCCUCAGCCAUGUAGAAGGCUUACAGGCAAGACGCCUUUAUCCAGCAUGUGACCAUCAAGGCCAUUGGUUUGUGCUGCUGGAUGCAGCCUCGCUUGUCAGCUGUUCUCCUCUUAACCUACAAGACUGCCCUGCUGAUUUCAUCCCAAUCUCCUUCUACAAGAUAUUUGGCUUCCCUACAGGUCUGGGCGCCCUUCUUGUCCGCAACCAUGCUGCAGGCAUACUAAAAAAGACUUAUUUUGGGGGAGGCACAGCAGCAGCUUACCUUUCUAGCGAAGAUUAUUAUGUGCAGGCUGCAAAUGUUUCUGACAGAUUUGAAGAUGGCACUGUCUCGUUUUUGGACAUCAUUGCCCUCAACCACAGUUUUGAAGCUUUAUACAGGAUCACUGGAGGAAUGCAAAACAUACAACAGCACACCUUUGGCUUAGCGCGUUACACUUACAUGCUUCUGUCAAGUCUUUGCCAUGGCAACAGGCGACCAGUGGCCCAGAUGUACACACUAGGCCAGUUUGACAGUCCAAGAACCCAGGGCGCAAUAUUAAACUUCAACCUUAUUGAUUCGUGUGGAGAAAUAAUUGGAUAUUCUCAGGUAGACAGAAUGGCAAGUUUGUACAACAUUCAUGUGCGCACUGGUUGCUUUUGCAACACUGGAGCUUGUCAGAGCUUUCUUGGGAUCACAAAUCAGGAGAUGAGGAGAAACCUGCAGGCCGGCCACGUCUGCGGAGACACCAUCGACUUGGUGGAUGGGCAGCCGACCGGAUCUGUUCGCGUGUCAUUUGGCUACAUGUCAACAUUUGACGACUGCCAAAAGUUCCUGAGUUUUGUUGUUGAGUGUUUUGUGGAGAAACCAGUCACAAUUGACCAUGCAAGACUAGAGAGGCUUAAAGCAGCCAUCGUAUCAAAUGAAGAGAAAACAGUCAAUAUCAUUGAGGUAACACACAAAGUUGAAGAAAAGAAGAUUUCACAGAAAGGAUUUGAACCUGUACGUCCAAACAGCUGUGAGGGGCCUUAUAUAUUGACCAACAUCUACAUAUACCCCAUCAAAUCAUGUGGAGCAUUUGAGGCCCACAAAUGGCCGGUAGGACCUCAGGGUUUACUCUAUGACAGAAGCUGGAUGGUGGUAAAUGGAAAUGGCGUGUGCUUGAGUCAAAAAAGAGAGUCACGUUUAUGCCUCAUUCGCCCACAAGUUCAUUUGUCCUCAAACGAAUUGCUCUUGCGGGCUUCAGGGAUGAAUACCAUUUCAGUUCCACUGGAAAUCAGGAGGGAAAUGCACGCAAGCUUUCAAAUCUGUCAGAGUAAAGUUUGUGGUGACAGGGUUGAGACAAUGGACUGUGGUGAUGAGGCUGCAUCGUGGCUUUCAGACUUGCUUGGACAGCCAUGCCGCUUGAUUAGACAAAGUCCAGAUUUUACUCGAUACAUGAACAAGAAGUCUGAUACAGCCAUCACCUCUUCGACACUCUCCCUGGUGAAUGAGGCUCAGUAUCUCAUGAUUAACCGUGCAAGUGUGGAGCUCAUUCAAAAAGUAAUGAGCAGCAGGCAAGACUAUCCCGAGUUUGAUACAGAGAACAUCAUCAGUCGGUUCCGAUCCAAUUUCAUCAUCUCAGGGGUUGAACCAUUUGAAGAAGAUAAUUGGUCACACUUGGUAAUUGGCAACAUUCGAUUCAUGGUCAGAGGCCAAUGUGUACGGUGCCAAAUGGUUGGGGUUGAUCAGAAUACUGGGACCAAAACAAAGGAGCCUCUGAUGUCUCUCUCUGCGUACCACAAUGGAAAGGUUACAUUUGGUGUCUACUUGAGCCAUCAGUUGCCAAAAGGGUCACCGACAGCUGGUGUCCUCAGUGCUGGCUCCCACAUACUGCCAGAGCCCCAUAUUUCUGAAACUGGUCACCCAUCUCCAUCACCAUCUCUUCCUUCAUCAAACACUGGUGACUUACCCUCAACAUCAGGGGGAUUUGUCUCAUGAUUGCAGAUAGUUAUGUGUUGAGUGUGCACGUGGGUUUUAUUUUAUAUACUGUUGUUCGCAGCGCCGC